ACUUUUGCUCAAAAAUGGUUAAUGAUCGUAUUUGCCAUCUGCACUUCUUUAGUUUUGGUUGCUGGCCAAAAUUUCUUAUUCGGCCCUUUGCCCAACAGACAAAUCAAUUUCAAUACCUUGGAUUUCCCACAACCCACACAAGUGAGAGAUCCUAGACAAAAUAGAGGACCCGUUGUCUUCCCCCCAUCUCCACCAGACGCAAUUGAUGAAUCCAGUGGUGUGAUUGUAGGAGCCUCUGGCUAUGGUUUUGUGCCACCCCAACAAAGAACAUCAUAUUUUACAUCGGCUUAUCGAUCGAAUGGACCCACAUCAUAUGCUGAAUUUAACUAUUAUAAUUUUCCGUAUUUACAACGAUUUACGUUUUAGUUUUAAAUUAAAACCAACAAUAAGAACCACAAAAACAACAAACAACAGCAGUAGCAACAACAACAACAACCAUAAAGCAAAACAAUCGAUCAAUUGAUCGGUAUGAAAUUCUCAUAAAAG
Lucilia sericata (common green bottle fly) is the source of this 486-nucleotide messenger RNA. RefSeq lists its product as uncharacterized. The coding region runs from base 22 to 366 and encodes 114 amino acids. The record is from RefSeq and is a predicted model, not a curated record. The transcript is spliced from 4 exons. Lineage: Eukaryota; Metazoa; Arthropoda; Insecta; Diptera; Calliphoridae.